Pungitius pungitius (ninespine stickleback) is the source of this 1254-nucleotide messenger RNA. RefSeq names its product parvalbumin 6 (gene pvalb6). The transcript is spliced from 5 exons. Bases 267 to 596 code for a protein of 109 amino acids. The record is from RefSeq and is a predicted model, not a curated record. Gene Ontology annotation, cellular component: cytoplasm. Lineage: Eukaryota; Metazoa; Chordata; Actinopteri; Perciformes; Gasterosteidae. Gene Ontology annotation, molecular function: calcium ion binding.
GCCGGAGCACCCUCCUCCUCUUCCUCUCGAAUCCCACAGUCCGCCUGCACUCGUCCACUUCCUCUGUCUCUCUCGCUCUGUCUUUCUCUUCAUACCUCUCACUCUCUCCGCUUUCUCUUGUCUUUAAUUCCUCUUUCUGUCUCUUUUUCUCCUUCUGUCAUCCACUUCUCUCCAGACGCAAGAAGCUCCCUGGCUCGUCUUCCUCUUCCUACAACUACAGAGAAUUUGGAAGCACUCGGGACAAAGACGCUGUCACUGGAGCUGAGAUGGCAAUGAGCAGCAUCCUCAACGCUGAUGACAUCAAGAAAGCUCUGGAUGCCUUUUCAGUGGCUGGUUCCUUUGACCACAAGAAGUUUUUCGAGAUAAUGGGUCUGAGGGCAAAGUCUUUCGACGAAGUGAAGAAGGUCUUCCUGGUGCUGGAUGCCGACAACAGCGGCUUCAUAGAGGAAGAGGAGCUCAAAUUCGUCCUGAAGGGUUUCUCCAAAGAUGGCCGGGACCUGACGGACAAGGAAACCAAAGAAUUUUUAAGAGCAGCCGACAAGGAUGGUGACGGCAAGAUUGGAGUUGAUGAGUUUGCUGCCCUGGUGAAGGAAUAACCAGUCAACCAAUGUGACUGACUAGCACCCCAAGAUAACCUCCAGGCCACUGCUACAUCCCCCCCCCCAUCUCUCCUGCACCGCCCCCCCUGACUCCCAGCCCACCAGACUAAGCCGACCCCUGCUAGCCCUCUAACCUGUUUCUCUCCCUCUCCCCCACGGUUGUGUUCGCUAGAAAUGCAAUGCUGCACUAUAGGAAGUAAGCGGUGGUGAUCCCCGCUCCUCUUUAGAUGUCCCUGCAGCUUUAUUCAUCCUAUUUAUUUGACGCUUUUUGUACAAACUGAUCUUGUUUGUGUUCAUGUAGAAGCAGGAAUAAAACCUCACGUUUUAAAGAAUAAAGUAGAUAGAUAUUGAUAAAGUGAAUAGAGAUUGAUAAAGUAAGACCUUAAUGUCAUUUCUGAAUUUAGUUUCUUUCUUUUAUUAGCCAACACUUCAUCGCACCCCCUCUUUCUUUCUUUCUUUCAUAUUUUUGUGUCUUUCUUCUUCUCUAUGUUCCCUUCCUGCAGUUUCUUCCCUCUCUCCCUCCCAAACCACCACAACCAUCCAUUUAUCUAUCUGCACAUCCCUUUCUCCUCUGGUAAUGAGCUGUUGUAAAACAUACCAAAAGAAGAAAGAGGUCAAGCUGUGAAAGAAUAAAAUUAAGUGAGAAAGAAAAAAA